Bacillus rossius redtenbacheri is the source of this 12076-nucleotide messenger RNA. RefSeq names its product dnaJ homolog subfamily C member 5 (gene Csp). Bases 253 to 1008 code for a protein of 251 amino acids. Gene Ontology annotation, biological process: regulation of neuromuscular synaptic transmission. Gene Ontology annotation, cellular component: type Is terminal bouton. The record is from RefSeq and is a predicted model, not a curated record. The transcript is spliced from 8 exons. NCBI's taxonomy places the organism in Eukaryota, Metazoa, Arthropoda, Insecta, Phasmatodea, Bacillidae.
AGGCCAUGGUCGGAACGACGUCAACACUAUGAGAUCAAAGAUAAGGCAUGCGUUGUAGGUUUGGUCAUUUGAUAGUCUAUGGUGUGGUAAUGGUGUCGGUCUGUCAGCUGCAUAGAAUGAAGAUGUGUGUUGCAUUUUCCUUUUCAGUGGUUUGUUGUGUACGAAUGUCAUAGUAAAAUAGUGUCACACGUUUAUGUCAAUUUAAUAUUAUUAACGUCAACUGUACACGAACUAUCUGUGCUACGCUUUACCAUGGACAAGCGAAAACUGUCGACAUCUGGUGAUUCUCUGUACCAGAUCUUGGAUCUUCCCAAAACUGCCACAGCAGAUGAUGUAAAGAGGACGUAUAGGAGGUUAGCGUUGAAGUACCAUCCAGAUAAGAAUCCCAACAAUCCGGAAGCUGCUGAAAAGUUUAAAGAAGUGAACCGUGCCCACAGCAUUCUCAGCGAUUUAACAAAGCGUAACAUUUACGACAAUUACGGCUCUCUGGGCUUGUACAUUGCUGAGCAGUUUGGAGAAGAAAAUGUCAAUACCUACUUCUUGGUGACAUCUGGCUGGUGCAAGGCCCUGAUCGUGUUCUGCGGAAUCGUGACGGGCUGCUACCUGUGCUGCUGCUGCUGCUGCUGCUGCAACUUCUGCUGCGGCAAGUGCAAGCCGCGCCAGCCGGAGGAGACCGGGGACUACCACACCCUCCAUAAGAACCCCUCGUCGAGUAAAGACGGACCUGUGACACAGCAGCCCAGGCCUGAUGCAAACAAGGAGGACGCGAGCGACGAGGACGAAGUCAGCUCGGCGGUGACAUCGCAGCCCAAGGGCCAGCAGCAGCAGCAGACGGUGUUUGCCAUGCCACCGCCCCCCGGCAACGCGACCGAAAACACUCUGCUGAACCCCGCCGACAAGGUCACCUACACUCCAGGUAACCCGGCCGCAGGCAUGUCGGAGAAAGGCUCUCCCGCCCACGUGGCGCCGGGGCAGGCCGCGCCCCAGUCGCAGCAGACCAAGUGGUAGGGCGCGCUCCCCCACAGGCUGCCGAUUGUUUGCGAAGCCGAGGCCUUGGCGUAAGGAGCUUCACUUGCACCGGGCCUGCAAUCUGUCUGUUGUUGCGGAGACUUGUUGUUGUGUUAGCAGUCUUGUCAAUUCACUUGCAGAACACGGCCUUAAGCCUACAAGAUAAAAAAAAAAUACAAUCGUAAAUUUUAUUACUUUGUGUUCCAAGUUAUUGUUUUUUGUUGCUAAGUAUUGGUUCAAAAUAUUUUGUCAGUAGAUAACAUCACUCUUUGAAUGAGUGGAAUCUUAGUGUUUCCAUCAAACUCUCUCACUAUUUUGCUAGCAUUCUGUAUUUUUAUUUUGCUUCAGUUUUUACCUUCUUGAUUAUACCUUAUCCUAUACCAUUGAGCGCAAGUUAAGUGAAUAUGGGCUGUCUUUUGUGUUUCUUCACAAGUUAUUUUGCUUCUACAAUGCUAGUCAUUAAUGUUCGGUUUGAAUGAAAUGAUGCGUUUAGUGCACUUAAAAUUUGUGAAUUCAUUGAUUGGCUGUGUAAAAAACGUGUUUUAACAUUCCAUGCCAAACAUUUUAUUUACUUUUUGUUUUCAGUACUGUAUCUGAAACAGUAUUGUUAUUCUAUUCAUAAGAUAGCUUAUAUUUGUAUCAAUUAGGCACUUAAUGUCAAUAUUAUAUAAAAAAACUUUUUUUUUUGUAUUACGUGUUUGCAAAGCAUGUUAAUGUGAUAGUCUCAUAACAUUAAAAUAAACCUCAAACUGUUAUGUUUUGUGGAAUGUUAAUUUAAUAACUCUUGUCAAAUUGAAUGAGUGAAUUGUUUGUUCAUUACUUGUUUUUUAUGUUGUUUCUUUUGUAUGAUUGUGAUUGAUGAUAUUGUGUCUAGCAGUUUCGUUCGACACCUAUUAAAAAAGAUUAGAAGUUGAAAGUACAUACAUCAGUUUCGUAUUGUGUUGGUUGCAGUGCUUUCCAAACAAAUGAAUUAAUAAUUAAGUGGUGUCAUCAAAUAAAAAAAAGUCUUUAGAGUUCAAGUAUUCAUUUUUUGAGAAUUGUUUGUAUGAGAGGUAAAUUAUUUGACUGUUAAUAUACUAUAUUUUUGUAAUGCAUAGUAACAUAUAUGAUUUUAUCUUCACUUUUCUCUCUUGGAAAUUUAACUGUUGAUGUUCAUUUUAAGUGAUGGACUAGAUGUAAUUGAAAAAUGUAAUUUUUUUUUUGUUUUCAAGUCUUUUAAAAGUCACCACACUUAAUAUACCUAUGUAUAAAACUUACAUUUGUUUUUUUUUUCUGCCUUAAAUUUUCAUGUAAAUGUUAAUUAUGUUCGUUUUAAAAUAUGCAUUCUUGGUUGAACUGCAUCUGCAGGAUUUAAUGAUUGAUUACAGAUUAGUGAUCAAUAGUAUUAUUUCUUGAUCUUGUCUUAAUAUAAGUUAUUUUCUUAGAAAGGAUAAAUUGCCCUUUUUUUUCCCCCCACUCUUUUUUGUUUGUAACAAAAUCAUUGAAUCACAUUUCCUUGUAGGUAGUUUAGUUGCUUGUAUUUUUUAUAGUUUUUUAGUGCAUAUUUAUGUACAUCUCUUUUUUGUUUGCUCUUUUAAACCAGACAAGUUUCUUUUUCCAAUAACUGCCAGAUGUCAUGUAUAAUACAAACUUUUUGAAAAAUUCAUAGCUGCUGAUAUGAGAAAACUACUUAUAAUAAUAUAUUGGUGAGUACAUUCUAGUUUUGUGAUGCUGAGAGGAGGUAAAAAUUACGUAAGAUGUAGCAUUUGUAAUGUACCACUUUUAAGUUAGUUUCAUGGCACAGUUUAUUUAUUUUAAAUUUAAUUACUAUUCAUGUAUUAAGAGUUAUGACUUCAAAGGGACUAUUUACGAAGUUUGUGAGACUUUCUGUUUUAUUUUUCUCCAGACCUCAUAGUCUUGAGUUUUCAUUCUUGGCCUCUGCUGGCCGACAGCCCAUUCGGGGGUCCUCUCUCACGCACGGUCCAGCCCUUGUGCUGCUGAGGCCGUGUUCAUGUCGUCGGAACAGCAGCUCUGUUACUUUCCUGCGCUCAACAUGUUCCCUCGUCCCUUGUCGCCAGGGACACGACAUGAACGAGGCACCACAAGCUACAGUUGUUUCUCCUCCCCUCUGGUCUAAGGUCUUUGACCCACAAAAGCACCAAAAUUAUCUUUCUCUUCCCAGUUGUGUGCCCUAGUCCUGUCUGCGCUCCCCCGCACGCAACUAGUUCCAACCUAGGGUAAUUACUGUAUCACUCCGCCGGCCAGUAUUUCCUUCCUCUUUUCCGUCUUUGGCCCUGAAAUGUCGAUGCUUCCCACGUUCGUGGCAUCUUGUGCAAUCUAGUGGCAAAUACCUGGAACUUCUUUCUCUUCACCCCCUCUGUUCACUUGUCUCCAAGGCAAAUCUUAAAUAAGCAUCUUUCCAUCCUUCUAGGGCACAAUAUUGUUCACUUAACGUAUCAAAAGAUACCUCGCAAGUUAACUCGUAAGAGGAAAUUAUUUAUUUUGGCAAAGUUUUGGUUCAGUGUAGUCCCCAUAAGUUAUGGAAUAGUUUCUUACACAUUUGUAGUGAAGUAGUGUGUGUGUGUGUUCUUCAUGUUAGAAUUGUUUUUUAAAUUUAUGUUUUCUUCUAUGUGCUUCAUGAAUUACCUUUGGAAUAACUGACAUAGCUAUUGUUCAAAGUAUUCAAUUUAUUUUUCUUCAUUAAGAUCUGGAAUUAGAAGGGGGGGGGGGGGGGGGGAGAGAAAAUUCAAGACAGCAGUUGAAACCGAGCCUAAGUGCAGUAUGGCGUGCUACGAGCAAGGAUCUAUUCCUUAACUGGCAUGCAGUCCCUUCAUGUUGUAUGCAGCCGUGAGACUUUCAGCGGUCACCUAGUUAUCUGGACGUGGUGUAUCAAUAUUGAAACAUUGAUUAGUGAAUGGAACUACUGAUUGUUUAGUUUCAUCAGAAGCAAUCAACUAUUUACAUUGGUUAUUGUAAAAAGCUACCUGAGUGCCAUUUUGGAAGUUUUUGAGAAGGAUGUGAAAAAUUUUUAACUCUCAUUUUCUAAGAAAACUGUUGACUUUGUUAACUCAAAAAUAUAUUUUUUCUUCCCAACUGGAAAGUACCUUUUUAAAAUAACCCAUUCAUUUAUACAUAUUAUCAAACAACAGAUUAAAAACAUAGCAUUUAGAAGGGGGGGUGGGAAGAAAAAAAGACAUUUUUUUGAGAAUCUCAGCACACAGAUUUUAUUUCGGCACUUUGAAUAUUUACACUGCUUACACCAAAUUAAUGUUCAAAAUAUGUAGUUUUAUUUAUAUUCUUUCUUAAGUCCAUGUGUUUUAAUGUAGCAAUCAUAAUUUGUGAAGCUAUUGGUGACCCAUAUUUUGCGGAUACUUAUGGAGUAACAUGACUGCACACACCAUUUGGUACACCCAUAUUUUUUGUUCUCUUCAUUGAAAUGUUUUAUGUUUUUGGAUGGUUUUAAACUUUUAAAUGCUAUUUCCGGCAACGCUGAAAAAAUGAAAAGUCGUCAUUUAAAUAUGACUCUUAAUUUUCACGUGAGAACAAUGUGUGCACAUGUAAUGGUUUUAUUUUUUUAAAGUAUGGGUUUUAAACUUGCUGCGAGAUAGUUCACUCACUCACAUAAGCGAGAUUGGAACAAGCAGUGAAAGGAGUGCAGAAAAGAGGCGCAGACUGGUGAAGUGGUGGCAGUGGAGUAGUGGAAUGCUGAAGGAAGAUGGCAGAAUCUCGUGAUAAACUCAUGGCUAUGGCUCGUCAUGUUGGUUUUUUCCUUUACAGGUCAUUGCUAGUAUUUGGGGGCUUUUCCUGGAAAUUCACCACUUAGCGCUCUUGCAUUUUGUGUUUCGUCAUAAAUUUUCUCAACCGGUAUUUCCUUAUAUUUAACUAAUAGGUUGUAAGGUACGCUUGCAUGACAUUUUACAGCUCGGAAAUAACAUUUAGUAAAUACAUAUCUGGUGAGAGAGUUUGUGACCGAAAACAAAUGCAAGAGACCUAUAGGAAUAAAUUUACGUGAAAAUCCUUAAUAGCUAUAUGCCAUAACAAAAAAAAAAUUAAAUACCAAUUUGGCAUAUGAGACUGAGCUUUUAAAAAAGAAUAUUUCUAUGGGUGCAGGUAAAUCAUUGAAAGUUCAGGGAAUUUAAAAGCAGCGACGAAAACUUGGAAAUGUCACGUGAAACCUUUGAAGAGUCAAGAAAUCUGUUACUGCAGUUGUAAAUAUUCUGAGCUUUAAAAAUCACUGCUUUUAAAAAGAUACCGAGGGAUGGAUUAUGAGAGGUAUUAGUAUUUCAUGUUAUAAUAACCACGCUAUAUUGCAAAGAUAUUACAAACAUUUGGCUUGAGAACUGAAAACUUUACACAUGAGAGUCUGGAAAAGUUACAAAAAUUUGGUUUUGACAUUUUGUGGCAAACUACGGAAGAUGUUUAGCAGGUAAUUCGGGGAUUAUUUGAUUCAGUGAACAGUGUGAACGUUUGUUCAGAGCUACUUGUAGUGGUGUCCACAAUUUAGUUAUUUAAUGCAGUCUUUGUUACAGGGACAAAAAAUAUUUUUUUUAUAGAUAACAUGUGCAAAAUUUGUUGUUUAAUCACCAUUUUAAUACAAGUGCCAAACAUUUAUUUUUAAUUUUUUAGUGGUUUUGAUUCUGUAAGUGGAAAAUUAUAAAAAAAAGCCUUUGAAGUUAUGAGAAAAUUCGCCAGUCAUACUUAAAAUUCUUACACACGUAUUUGCAGUGCUUGAGUCAAAUCAUUUAUGGAUUUUUUUAAUGUGUUUAAGUGUACAGUAUUAAAAUAAACAAUUGCAUACAAUUAAUUUUUUUUCUGGGUUGCCAACAAAAGCUUUUUCUGACUUUAUUUAUUUAAAAUGAACGCAUUCUAUUUUUGAGUGUCAUACAAGGCACAUAAUGGGUUUAUUUCUACAAUAAAAAAUUUUUUUACCUACUUUCUUUUACUGAUGAGACUUUUAUGAUGAAGCUUUCCUCAUCAUCUUAAGUAUUUGGUUAAAUGAUAAUGACGGAGUUGCUAUUUAUGUUCAUACAACAAUCAUAACCAAUUUCGAUAGAAAUGUCUUAAAAAAUAAAUGUUGUAUUACAGACAUUUUAGUGAAACAUUUACAUGGCCUUCAAGAUUAAGAUUUACCUGCAUUCAAUUUUUUUUUUAUUUUUUUUUUUCCCCUCCCUAGAACUGUGUAGUACAGGAAUGAGUUGCAUGUUGAUGUUUGUUGAGAAUGAUAAAUUUGGUUGGGUAGAGAAUGAACACUGUGUAUUAAGUUAGGGACUUGUUUAAAUUAUUUCUUUCAUGUUUUUUUUUAAUGCUAAUAGAAGAAUGUUUACAUUGUUUCAAGAAAAUAUAUUGAUAUUAAAUAACAAAGAAAAUUUAAUGAAUUAAAUUUAAAACCAUAAAAAGGUUAUUUUGUUUUGUUUUAUGGUGACCAGUUGCAUAAGCCUUUCAUUCUGAUAUCACUAGAUAAGUAUUGUUUCUCUGUUUGUUGUAUGAUAAUUAUUAGAGAAUCAUAGGCAUGAUAAACUAUUUGUUAUAAAGUUUCUCUUAACUGUAUUCUAAAAUUGGGAUGAUAUGUAGCAAGCCUUAAUGAAAUGUUAUGAAAUGUUGCUCCUUUUCUACAUGGAUGCUGGAGAUUUUUUUACGUACUAUUUAGGCAUAUCAGGUGCAGGUUUAUUUGUUUGGUUACCCCGUCAAACGUUUUUGUGUAUGCAUUAUUAUUAUUAUUUUUAUUUAGUGUAAGUGUUUAUGACAUUCUUGCCCAAUUUCAUCACUAUUUUUCCUCAUGAUUCUUGUGGACUGUGUACACCCCAUUACUAACAAAAGUAGAGUUCUUUUCAGUCCUAGUAGAAACCUCUGUGAAAUGUUUGGUCGUGGGGAACAUUUUUGGAUUGUUAAUUAUAUUUAAUGGGUUUACUUAAGGAAACUUGGGGAAACCAUUCAAAAAUAAAAUAUUAUAAAAAUAACAAUUACAAAGAAUUGUAAUGUCAUUACAUUUAAUUAUUCCACUGUGUUAGUUUGUGUGAGAAGUUCACUAUAUACUUCAAUUAAAUUUUUUUAUAUAUAUAUAAUAUAAGCAAUAAAAUUAUGCACAUUAAUUCAUUAAAGUUUGGUUGAAUUUUCUGACCAUCAGAAUAUGAACUUAAAGAAUUGAGUGACACACACAUGCACAUACAGGUAAAAAACUGAAGUUUGAAAUAUUUUAUGAAGGAUUUACAAUUAUGUUUUAUUUAUUGCACUUUUUUUUUACCAUACUCCACUAUUUUGCAUGUUCAACUAUAGUUGUUUCGAGUAUGUGAACAUGACAAGUUCAACCUUGUAUGUUGGGGGAAGUUCAUAUGUUAUUUUGUCAUGUACUUUUCACAUAUACUGUUUAGUUAGAGUGGUUGAAGUUUGGAAAUGUUAAUGUGUGUUCUGUAUAUUCAUGUUUAAAGUUUUUUUUUAUCUUUGCAGUAUUUAUGAAUUUUAAAGACAUUUUCUUUUCAAAUGUUGUAGUUCUCGUUCAUAGUCAAGUUGUAAGGGAGUCAUUCAAAGUCAUGAUCAGAAUAUUUUCAGUCUAAAUUUAAGUAGGUACUAAUUACUAUCGAUUGUUCAUUGUAAGGGGCAGCAAGAAUGAACAGUUCUACUGGUUGACUAGUGAGUUGACUUUAUUAGUUCCGAUUGCAUUCAUAUUUUAACAUAAAAUUAGCUUAAUUAAAAUUUUUUAAUUUAUAGGUACCUAGUGCUCUGCAACAUGGGGAUAUUUCGGGAGCAGGAAGAAGUAAACUGCUAGUGGUAUUCAAAUUAAAAUGUUAAAUUCAAAUAUCUGACGCGAAUAAAGAACAGAGGAGGACUGUGAUGUUUGUAUACUUUAUGUAUGGUUUGUAGACGCAGUGUCAUGCAUGCGCUAACACUUUGCUAAUUCCUUCCAUGCUUGCAAAAAAGGCAGAGUGAUACACGCUGCCAAUUUAAAUUGAACAGUGUAUUUUUUUUUUCUUUAAAUUUUUUAGAUAUACCAUGUCUUUAUUCUGUUCUGCUGAAAAACUUGGAGGGUUAUUAUAUUUUGUUGGUGUGCAUUUCAAAAUAAAUAAUUCAGCUCCUGCACUAUGGACACAAUACUUUGUUGCCUGAAAAUUAGUCUAUUGUAAUAAAUUAGUUUAAUAAUAAACUGUACAUAAUUAGUAAUAAUACCAAUAAUAUUAAAUAUUAUCAAGAUGUUGACUGUUUUAGAUGUGAAUGGUUUAAUGCUAGGCAAUUUUGUAAGUUUACCUAAUUAUGUGAUUCCCAUAUAGAUAAAUAGUUUUGGUAUGUUAGGUAAUGUUUUGAAACUAAUAGUUUUUUAUAAAAAUAUAUGUUUAUUGUAAAUGUUAUCACUAGUUUAAUGUUGGGAUUAAAGGUACUAAGUUUAUGUACUGUUUUGCAAGAAAAGCUAACCAGCUUUUGAGAUUCUCAGGCAUUUGAGCUGUCCACUGCUAAAUUUGUAUACAUGUAUUGAUUUCUGCUGAUACAAUUUUCAUCAUUCUGAUUGCAUAUAUGUGUGUUUCUAAGAUGUCAUUGUAUCUAUAAACAUUAAUUUUAUUGAAAUGUGUAUUUGUGUAGUAGAAAGCUGAAAAUGUAUUUAAUUUUCAAGCAAAGGUAAGUUGAAUUCAUUUGACUACUUUUUAGAAAUAAGAAUCUUUUUGAAAACUGUUCUGUUUUGUUGGUUUAAUACAUACAUACAUACAAAUUACCAAAGGAAAAUAUAAUUUUAAACUUUGAAAGUGUUUAUUUUAUGUUGGAAACAGGAACAUAUCUGUUGUUCAGUUUUUAAAAAGUUUAGGUGUGGUACAUUUAAUUUGGGUUGAAAGUUUACAUUUCUGCCACACUCUGUGUAAACCAGCGGUUUCAAACUCUGACUUGCAGAAGUGGUAUCCUUUUUUUUUUUUUUUUUUUUUUUUUUUUUUAAACUUUUCUGGCUUUUGUAUAUUUUUAUAUAUCUUUGUGUUAGUAAUAAAUAAAAUUUUACAUGGUGCCAGUGAGAUACCAUUUACUAUAAAUUUUUGUUUUACAACCUGCAAGAUACAGUAUACAGUUACUAAAAUGCCAUCACUAGUUUUUAUAACUGCCAUAUCAUUGCCUUUUUAAAAGCUGUGUUCAUCUUGCUCUUUAUUUUCUUACUGCGUCUUGGUUUUGAAAGAGACAUAUCUUGACCAUAUCACAGAAGAAAACAAGGUAUGUUUCAAGCAAUAUAGGAGUGUUAUAAAGUUCCAGCACAGCCAAUUGCAUUAUGCUAAUACAUGACACGUGAUUUCGAGUUACGUUCACACAACCAGCAGAGGCAGUUGCGCUACUUGCUCACGGCAAGAAUUAGAAUGUAUGGUAGUAGGAAAGGAAAAUUUGAAGUGAAUUCUUUCAGCAUUUUGAUAGGAUGGAUAAAACCAUUUUUUUUCUCUCUAUUAAAGUAUCUUAAUUUUUUUACAUAACAGAUGUAAAUUGUUACAGGUAUUAUAACUGUACUUAGCUUUACUUGGCUUAUUUUGCAAUUUCUUGUACAUUUUAAUAUAACUAGUAUUGGGUUGAUAGCGAUUCUGAUUCCAUAAAUUCUAUGGUAUUGGAGGAUUUAUAAUCCAUUGGUUUUGGAAUCAAGGCUAGUAUAUUAUUUAAACUGCAUCACAAUCUUAAAAUUUUGAAUGAUGCAAUAGGUCAGUACUUUAAAUAAAGAUUUUUGUCUGACUAAUUGGGCAAAUUCCCCAUGAUAUUGAGCCAAUUCACCAGAGGUUUUUUUGACAAAAGAGUUUUGUUAGGUUAACAUAAUUACAGCCAUAGUUUUUAGUAAAAAUUAUUUUUAAAUUAUUUUAUUUAAGUGUCAUUACUGCACAAUUUCAUAAGUCAGUUGAUUUUUUUAGCAAGUAUUUACCUUAUAUUUUUUUUAAUGAAUAAAUACAAUUGUCACAGUAUAAAAAUAGAAGAAAAUUUAUGCAUGUGAAAUUACAUAUCUGUCUUUAUUAGACAGUUUAUUAAUUGCAAUAGUUAUUUAUAAGUAAACAAUAAAUUUAAUUUAAUUUAAUCAGGAAUAUUUUUAAAUAACUAUUGUUAAGAGUAUAGAGUCAAAACUAUAAUCGGAAUCAGCAUAUUUUUGGAUCUGACCCAACAGUGAAACACUAAUUGUAACCGUUAAUGCAAGCCAUGAAACAUUUAGCACUGAGUUGUGAGUUAGUCAGCUUUUUGAAAUGUAUCAACUGCUCGAUUAUACAUGUAAUUGAGUGUUAGUAUAUUCUUAAAGUAGAGUAUGUAUAUUCUUUAGUAGUUCUGUCGACUUAAUAUUAUUUCAAUUUGUGAGCUUAACUUUUUUCACUCUGUGGUUCAUGUGAUGUCAGCAAUAUGAUAGUAUUAUUCUGUGCAUUACUAAAUACAGCGAUGAGCUGAUUCUGAUUCUGCUUAGGCUAGUCUUAGUCGAUUGGAUUUUGGUUAAAAUUCAUUGUUAUGUGAGUGAUUUUGCUGUGAUUGAUAAUUUGGCAUACAUUAAUAACUUUUUAUAAUAUUUUUUGCAUAAUGAUGUGAAACUAACAGUUUAUUAUAUUUGUAUAAGAGAUGGUUUAAGAGAUUAGUUUUUCUUUUAAUUUACAGGUGCAAAAAUAAUAUGUAAUAUGAAUAUUUUGUUGCAUUUUGGAGAGUUUUUUCCUUUUAAAAUCUGAACGUUAACUUAAGUAAAAAAUCAGGGUUACAGUAUUUUGUUGAAGUGUAGAUAUAUAUUUGGUAUUUUAUUUAAAAUUCUAUGGGAUAAAGAUAAUGUCCACAUGAUCCUGUUUUUAUAUGAUUUAUUACAACUAUGAAGCAGAAAUCACAGAACAUGUUCUUCACUCGUCAUUUCUGUAAUAAUGUUUAUAACGUGUUUAUAAACAUUAUUAUGUGUUUUGAAACACAUUUUCAAAAUUGAAUUAUCAUAGCAGGGGACAUCAAGGCUUGGGACUGUUUAGAAAGAAAUGAUUUUUGCUGUUACUAAUAUUUUUUGAGGGUUAUUAAAAUGAUGGUUAACAUUCUUGUUGAAAGAGUAGGUUGAAGUGAUGAUGGUGAUUUCCUUCCAACAUUAAAUUUGAAAGCCACGUUAGGUGCUCAAUGACAGUAACCGUGCUUUCCUUGUUCUCAGAAAGUAUUAUUGGAUAGCAGUAUAUUGCUCAUUACUCCACAUGACUAUCUACUGGUAAACUUUAAAAAUUCCAUAGUAAGGUUUUUUGAGGUUACCUCUCUGGAACUCCAACAUUCCACUAGAAGUGGAUGUUAAAUAUUGGAAAUGCAGCGUCUGUAAAAACAAUUGGAAUUUAGUCCACAGUUGUAAUUUUUUAUGUUAUUCGAAGGACGUGGCGUGUUCUUGGUUAUUUUUUUGUGGAUAGAAUGUUAGGAAUAUGAUUAUUUGUGCAAGUUACGGUUGUGUGGAUUGAUACGAUUAGCAUGUACUGUCCUUGUUCGAAUUAAGAGUGUCUGUGUCAGCAGCACUGCGUAUGUUGUCUAGUAUGGGUGUCAGUGAAGCGUUACCGUGGCUGUAUUAUGUAAUUUUCAUCUAGUUCAUUUCACGGUUUACAUUUCAAGAUAAUCUUGAACAUGAUUGAGGUGCCAUAUGAGUGUGCUAGUUUGUUUACUGUACAAAGAUUUACGAAUUUCCUACAAAACUCCUAACUUGGCUACGCACUCUGUACAUCAGUUGGUUAAUCAAACUGUUGUUUUUUCUGUAUUGUACUUAAAUGUUACACAUUUAUAAGAGUUUACAAAUUACACCCUAUAAUCUUUUACACAAAGAAGUACUUGUGAGUAUUUGUGUUAGCUAGUAAAGUGGACACCAAUGAAUUGGAGGUCUUAAAACAGGUCUGUCAAUAUUGUAUAAACACGAAAAAAAAUAUUCAUCUGUUGUUAGUAUUUAAGAAUACAAUACAUAUAUCAUAACUUGUAUUAAAAUAAUAACUCACCCUCGAGUGUCUUCUGUAAAAAUAUGUGUAUGCUGUGAAUACGGAUGUAUGUUCAGACAGGAUGCUCGAGAUGAGUGUAUUAGUGUUUAAUGAGAAUUGCUGAAACAUUUAACAAUACUUCUACUAUGUAACGAAUAAAACAAGAAAAUAAAUAAUGUAUACUAAAUGUCUAAAGAAUA